AUGGGAUGCAGCGGGGUGGGCGCACUGCAACCGGGCGGCAUAGAGAAGGGGGUGAGCCGUCUCGAAGCUCCGCUCUCCAUACUGAGCAGACCCCGGGCGGCCGAUGGACACGUCCCCGGGCAGGAUAAGGAUCGGCGGGGCGCUCGCUCGCUCGCUUCUCAGCGCGCAAUCUCACCAUCGGCGCGGCGCGCUCGGCCGCUCCGCUCCGGCCGGGCCGGGAGAUGCCAGAUGCUAUCUAGCGGGGCCAACGGGCGGGCAGCGCCGCCGCCCUGGGCUAGGCACGCUAGGGGUGGCCGCGGGGACCCCGGGCACUCGCCGCUCCGCCCUCUCUCCCGCGCCCCCAAGCCUGCCUUCCCGCCGCUUCUCCCCGGGGGACCCCCAUCCCGAUCGCCCCAGCCGCCCCCUCUCCCGGCCAGGCCCCGCUGCCCCCUGAAGCGCGGGUGGGGAGGCGCCCCUUCCCCCACCGGCUCCCCGGGCUCCCCCGGGCCGCGAUUGGCCGCGCGGGCGCCCCCACCCCCGGACCGCGAGCUCCAGCCGCCGCGCCAUUGGCUGCGGGGCUCCGCCAGCCUUUACAUAAGCCCGGGCGCGCUCGAGUGGAGUUGUAUAAAGCGGGCGAGCGGCGUCGGGGCGGGAGGCGCGAGGCGCAAGGCCAGCCCGGGACCCGGGCUACGGAGCUGGAAAGGCGGCGCGAGCGAGCGAGCGCCCGCGCUCCGGCGCCCCAGGCAGCGGGGCUGA
Molecule: messenger RNA, 735 nt
Organism: Suncus etruscus (white-toothed pygmy shrew)
Lineage: Eukaryota; Metazoa; Chordata; Mammalia; Eulipotyphla; Soricidae
Product: collagen alpha-1(I) chain-like
Exons: 3
Coding region: 1-735 (244 amino acids)
Source: RefSeq, a predicted model, not a curated record